This is a messenger RNA of Ilex paraguariensis (yerba mate), 3288 nucleotides long. Lineage: Eukaryota; Viridiplantae; Streptophyta; Magnoliopsida; Aquifoliales; Aquifoliaceae. The record is from the annotation of a GenBank genome assembly.
CUCCGAGUCUCAGAGACUCUCCCUUCUUUUUUCUUCUUCUUCUCAGUCGAUUGAUCCCUAGCGCCUCCUCCUCUUCGAGUCUCAGAGACUCUCACCGCCUUCUCUUGGAAGCCACAAGCCACACGCAUCCCAGGUACAGGUGAAUUUAAUUUGUUUGGAUUCGAGUUUUUACGUGACAAUGGGGGAAGAAGGAAAUGAAACUGGUAGCUUCGAAGAUGAUGUACUCUCUGUCUUAGCUACAGGUCUUGAAGUUGAGAUGACAAAAGAUGAGCAAGGAGAAGAAGAGCAAGGAGAAGAAGGAGAUGAUAAUAGCGAUGAUGGAGAGUUUGUUCUGAGAUUUGAAGGCGAUAUGAAUCCUUUUGAUUAUACAGAAAAUGAUGCAUUUGGAGUCCAGCCUUAUCAACGAUUUCAACGUCUCGAAUAUGAAUCUCUUGCUGAACGAAAGCGAAAAGUACACGGGGAUCAUUCGUGUGGAGAAAUGUUGAAGAAGGCCAGACAGGGGGAUGUUUUUGGUGCCGACAUAGAUGAAAUAAUGGAAGCCAUGAAUUUUGGGAAUAGGAGAAAAUCAAGGAAGAACAAGAAAAGAGGCAGACCAAAGGGAUCUAAAAAUAAAGCUAGCCCGCAAAUAACACGAAUGCUUGGUGAGGGUACUCUUCAUUAUGCAAAGGGUCAUUAUUCAGAGGCCAUAAGGGUUUUGAAUGAGGUUGUUCGGCUUGCACCCAACUUGCCUGAUGCCUAUCAUACACUUGGCCUUGUGUAUGAUGCAAUUGAUGAGGGAAAAAAGGCCAUGAGUUUUUACUUGAUUGCUGCUGAGAUGAAGCCAAAAGAUUCAUCCCUUUGGAAAUUGCUUGUUUCAUGGUCCUUAGAGCAAGAAAACACUGGUCAGGCAAUGUACUGCCUUUCUAAAGCAAUAAUGGCAGAUCCCAGUGAUAUUUCGCUUAAAUUUGAUCGUGCAUUACUUUACAUCAAGCUUGGGGUUUAUGAGAAAGCUGCUAAAUCUUAUGAUCAAAUAUCUCAGCUCUACCCUGAUAACAUUGAAGCACACAAGGCAGCUGCACAGUUGUAUAAACAUUGUCGUCAGGUAGACCGUUCAGUUAGCAUUUUGGAGGAUUAUCUUAAACAUCACCAAACUGAAGCUGAUUUGAGCAUUGUUGAUUUGUUAGCAGCCAUAUGCAUGGACAAUCGUGAUUAUGCCAAAGCUCUUCAACAUAUUGAGCAUGCACAGUCAGUCUACUAUUUUGGGAAGGAAUUGCCACCCUAUCUAACGGCUAAAGCAGGAAUCUGCUACCUUCAUCUUGGAAAUGUGGACAAGGCAGAGAUUGUUUUGAGGGCUUUGCAGUUGGAGAAUGCAUAUGAUCAUACUGAUUUGAUUACUCAAGUUGCGGACUCGUAUAAGCAUCUGGGGCACUAUGGAUCUGCAUUAAAUUACUUUUUGAUGGUGGAAAGUUGUUCUGAACAAGGAAAUGGAGUUUUGGACUUGAAAAUUGCUCAAUGUUAUCUGUUCUUGAAGGAAAAAGAUCAGGCAAUUAAAUUCUUCUAUAAAGCUUUGCACUCACUUGAGGACAGUGUUGAUGCUCGUUUAAAUUUAGCUUCCUUACUUCUUGAAGAAGGGAAAGUAGAUGAAGCCAUCUUGUUGCUUUCUCCAGCAAAUGCAGAGUUGACAUUGGACACAAGUCGUGAUCAAUCUAAGAUGUGGUGGCUUAAUGAGAAAGUUAAGCUCAAGCUUGCCAACAUUUAUCGAGCUAAAAUGAUGUUCGAGGAGUUUGUUGAUGUAAUCCAUCCCCUAAUUCAUCAGUCGUUGACUAUUAUUACUGCUAACAAAAAGGUUAAAGCAAGGAAGAAGCUCUCAAAAAGUGUUCUUCUGGAAAGAACCAAAGUGUUGGAAGACCAUCAAACUGAUAAUGUGUUCCAUGGAUUUAGACCAACAGCUAGUGCAUCAGACUUGUCAAAAGCUGCUAGGGCUAGAAAGUUGCUUCAAAAGAAGUCAGCUUUGAAGGAACAAAUGAAGGCAAAAGUGUUGGCUGCUAGUUUGGAUUGGCAAAGUGAAGAUUCAGAUGAUGAGCCUCGGCAAGAAUUGAGGAAGCCACCCCUACCUGAACUUUUAAAAGAUGAAGAGCAUCAUCAACUUAUUUUAGAUUUAUGCAAGGCUUUGGCAUCUUUACAAAGAUACCAGGAAGCAUUUGAUAUCAUUAAACUGAUUAUGAGAUUGGUUCCCCACAAAAUGUCUGGUGAAAGGAAGGAUGAGUUUGUGACCCUAGGUGCUCAAGUGGCAUUGAAACUGAUGGAUCCUAAACACGCGUACGAUUUUGUACGAGACAUUGUUCAACAGCGUCCUGACAACAUGGCUGCCUGGAAUUACUACUAUCAUAUAAUAUCGAGGAUGGAGAUUCAUCACUCUAGGCAUUCCAGAUUUUUGAACAGAAUACGAGAUGAGCACAAAAAUUGUGUUCCACCCAUAAUUAUUUCAGGUCAUCAGUUUACCGUUGUCAACCAACAUCAAGCAGCUGCAAAAGAGUACCUAGAAGCUUAUAAGCUUCUGCCAGAUAGUCCCUUUGUCAAUCUCUGUGUAGGCACUGCUUUAAUUAACUUAGCCCUGGAUGUAAGACUAAAGAACAAGCAUCAGUGUUUGGCACAAGGCUUGGCAUUUCUAUACAACAAUCAGCAGCUUUGCGGAGAUAGCCAAGAAGCCUUGUACAACAUAGCCAGGGCAUAUCAUCAUGUUGGCCUUGUUUCUUUUGCAGCUUCAUAUUACGAAAAGGUACUUUCUACUUCUGAAAAAGAUUAUCCUGUUCCCAAGCUUCCUUAUGAGCAUCCAGAUCUCACAAAAAAUCGAAAGCCUGGUUACUGCAACAUUCAUCAAGAAGCAGCUUACAACCUGCACCUGAUCUACAAACAAAGUGGGGCACAUGAUCUUGCCAGGCAGGUUUUGCGAGACCACUGCACCAUAUGAAAAAUUAUACAGAAAAUCUGGAUGUAAAUUUGUUAGUAAUCGCGAUUAUAUUGCAGUCCUGUUUAUACAGUCGUUUUGUCAUAUGAAUGGAACUUUCUCUCUUUUUCCUUGCUUAUUUAGUGCGUCUUUGGAUGAGUUUAAGUUUAGACCUGUUUCCACCGGGGAACCUUUGAAAUCAUGUACAACAUUGUUAAAUAUUUGGCACUCUCUUGAAAUCAAUUCUAAAAUGACAUAAAUUUUUAAUUCUAAUUCUAUCAUGUAUAAUUCAUAAUCUGUUGACAUUUUUUUACUAAUUCAAAAUAGCUUCUAAUGCAACCAUUUUUAUGACUGCUUGCAAA